CCUUCUUCCCUUCCCCCACCAUUUCCUUCUCCUCCCCCCACACGUCCGUUAAAAUGGUUCUCUCUGCUGUGCUCGGUUUCCCCAGGAUCGGUGCCAACCGUGAGAUCAAAAAGGUCGUGGAGGCCUACUGGGGCGGCAAGGUCCCCGCGGAGGAGGUCACCAAGGUCUCGGCCGAGGUGAAGAAGGCCACCUGGACCGGCCUGAAGGAGCGUGGCGUGGACAUCAUCCCCAGCGGUGAUUUCUCGCUCUACGACCACGUCCUCGACCACUCGGCGGCGUUCAACGUCAUCCCCAAGCGCUACCAGGGUCUUGGUCUCUCCGAUCUCGAUGUCUACUUCGCGAUGGGUCGUGGCCGCCAGUCUGAGGGUGUCGACGUCCCCGCGUCCGAGAUGAAGAAGUGGUUCGACUCGAACUACCACUUCGUCGUCCCUGAGGUCGACGAGGAGACCGACUUCAAGCUCCUCUACAACAAGGCCCUUGCCGAGUACAAGGAGGCCAAGGAGCUCGGCGUCACCACGCGCCCCGUCGUCCUCGGCCCGGUCACCUACCUCGCCCUCUCCAAGGCGUCGAAGGCUGCCAAGGCCGGCUUCAGCCCCAUCUCCGUCCUCCCCAAGCUCCUGCCCGUCUACAAGCAGCUCUUCACCGAGCUCAAGGAGGCCGGCGUUGAGCAGGUCCAGGUCGACGAGCCCAUCCUCGUCCUCGACACCGGCGCGUCGCUCGCGAAGGAGUUCCAGUCGGCCUACGCCGAGCUGUCUCCGGUUGCGCCGAAGAUCCAGCUCACCACCUACUUCUCGCGCCUCGACUCGAACCUCAACUUCGCCUCGAAGCUCCCCGUCGCUGGUCUCCACAUCGAUCUCGACCGUGCUCCGGGCCAGCUCGACGAGGUCAUCGCCGCCAUCAAGACCUCCAACAUCAGCGUCCUCUCGCUCGGCUUGGUGUCUGGCCGCAACAUCUGGAAGACUGACUUCGAGGCCGCGCUCAAGCUCGGCAAGAAGGCUGUCGACGCUCUCGGUGCCGACCGCGUCAUCGUCUCCACCUCUUCUUCCCUCCUCCAUACCCCGGUGACGCUCGCCAACGAGCACAAGCUCACCGAGGAGCAGAAGGACUGGUUCGCGUUCGCCCUCGAGAAGGCCGAGGAGGUCGCCACCCUCGCCGCUGCGCUCAACGGCUCCACCGACGCCAAGGUUACCGCCGCUCUUGAGGCCAACAAGGCCUCGAUCAAGCGCCGCCGUGACUUCGAGAGCAACUCCGAUGACACCGUCCGCAAGCGCGUCGCUGCGAUCACCCCUGACCAGCUCGACCGCAAGAGCCCCUUCGCCGUCCGCAAGGAAGUUCAGGCUAAGCACCUUAACCUCCCCAAGUUCCCGACCACCACCAUCGGCUCCUUCCCGCAAACCAAGGAGAUCCGUCAGGCGCGUGCUAAGCUUGGCAAGGGCGAGAUCACCCAGGAGGAGUACGACAACUUCAUCAAGAAGGAGAUUGAGAACGUUGUCAAGAUCCAGGAGGAGCUCGGCCUCGACUUGCUCGUCCACGGCGAGCCGGAGCGUAACGACAUGGUCCAGUACUUCGGCGAGCACCUCAACGGCUUCGUCUUCACGCAGAACGCGUGGGUGCAGAGCUACGGCUCCCGCUACGUCCGCCCGCCCAUCAUCGUCUCCGACGUCAGCCGCCCGCACCCGAUCACCGUCCAGUGGUCGUCGUACGCGCAGAGCGUCGCGAAGAAGCCGAUGAAGGGCAUGCUCACGGGCCCGGUCACCAUUCUCAACUGGUCCUUCCCCCGCGCCGACGUCUCCCGCGAGCUUCAGUCGAAGCAGCUUGCGCUCGCGCUCCGCGACGAGGUCAUCGACCUCGAGAAGGCCGGCAUCAGCGCCAUCCAGGUCGACGAGCCGGCCAUCCGCGAAGGUCUCCCCCUCCGCCGCUCCGACUGGGACGCGUACCUCAAGUGGGCCGUCGACUCGUUCAAGCUCGCGACCGCGGGCGUCACGGACCAGCUCCAGACGCACUCGCACUUCUGCUACUCCGACUUUGACGACAUCUUCCCGUCCAUCCAGCGCCUCGACGCGGACGUCAUCUCCAUCGAGGCGUCGAAGAGCGACAUGAAGCUGCUCGACACGUUCAAGCAGUACGGCUACUCGAACCAGAUCGGCCCGGGUGUGUACGACAUCCACUCGCCGCGUGUGCCGAGCGAGCAGGAGAUCAAGGACCGCCUCCAGGCGAUGCUUAACAUCCUGCCCGACUCGCUGUUGUUCGUCAACCCGGACUGUGGUCUCAAGACCCGUGGCUGGAAGGAGACGAAGGCUUCGCUCGAGAACCUCGUCGCCGCCGCCAAGUGGGCGCGCCAGCAGUACGCCUAAGGGCGCCAUCCUCCCUUCCGCUUCAACAGCGCUCUAUCGCAAGGUUAAUUAACUUAUUAACCGGGGUUCAUCCUCCGAGCGAGGGUUCCACCACCUGUUGUCGAUGGGAAGUUGUGUGUGCGUGCGUCGUCGUGGACGUGUGUGCGUCGUGGACGUGUGUGCGUUGAAGCGUGUGUGUGUGUCGGGCCCGUGGGCGUAGGUGCCGUCGGGUCUGAAGGGAUGUGCUUGGGCACGCCGCGAUGGGGGGUGUGCAGGAGGUUGGGUGUGCAUUGUAUCGCUUAGCAUCAUCGGGUUUCAACAGCCUGCACGAUUUCAACAAUCAUUGUAUCAGUAAUGUAGCAAUAUGUCCUCAUCGCGAUGUUUGACGGAUUUCUUAGUGAAGGA
Schizophyllum commune H4-8 is the source of this 2738-nucleotide messenger RNA. RefSeq names its product cobalamin-independent methionine synthase. The transcript has 6 exons. Lineage: Eukaryota; Fungi; Basidiomycota; Agaricomycetes; Agaricales; Schizophyllaceae. The coding region runs from base 54 to 2354 and encodes 766 amino acids. The record is from RefSeq and is a predicted model, not a curated record. Gene Ontology annotation, molecular function: 5-methyltetrahydropteroyltriglutamate-homocysteine S-methyltransferase activity; zinc ion binding.